CUGUGGGGUAGCUGUUAUGUACUGUCAAUAGGUUGGGCUGUCAAUAGAAAGGCACAAUUAAAGGUGAUUAAAAUAUGCUGUUAUAUCUUUUCAAGGGGUUGAAGGUAUGGCCUCAGUAGUGUGUCUUACAUAUGUGAGAGUCUGGAGUUGAUCGUUAAUACAAGGAAAAAGAAAGAACAAGGCAAGUCCGAACCAAACCACAGCAGUCUCCAAAGGAGAGCACUGUCCUACACAGGCUGCCCAGGACAGGUGCCUCUUGCCUGGCAUCAUCUUUUUGAAUAUAGCCUUAUGCUCCAUUGGGAGACAAGCCACAUUCUAUAUAUAUUUUUUCUUUAUUUACAUUUCGAGUGUUAUCCUAUUUCCCAGUUUCCCCCGCUCCUGGAAACCCCCUACCCCAUCCUCUCUCCCCCUGCUUCUAUGAGGUUGUUCUUCCACCCACCCACCCACUCCCACUUCCCCACCUUCAAUUCCCCUACACUGGGGCAUCUAUCAAGACUUCAUAGGACCAAAGACCUCUCCUCCCAUUGAUGCCUGACAAGCAUCCUCUGCUACAUAUGCAGGGAGCCAUGUGUACUCCCUGGUUGAUGGACAAGCCACAUUCUUAAGCUUGUCAAAUUAUCACCUCAGAGAGUCUGGCCAGUUUCCCAUGUGUUCACACUUUCCAAUCAUUCUACUCUGAAGUUUGGAGACGCGACUGUACACUCUUAGCCAAUGUCCAGGAAGGAUCUGGCUCCAGGAGAUCUUCUUUCCUCUCUCUUCAAUUUUGACAUCUCUGUAAGAUAGCUAUUAUACAAUAUUACCACAGCCUAAUUUUUUCUGACUCAUAAUACCCAGGAGACAAUUGCAAAAUGAAUUUGGUCUAGAAUUUUAUAUAGUAUCAUGGGUUUCUUAAAGGUUUGGUGUCCAUUUUCUUUUUCUUUUACACACAAUAUUUUAUUUGACUGACUCAGUACCCUGAAAAUAUAUAAGAAGGUAUUUGAGUAUUAUAUACUCCCAACUUACUUCAAAGCCCAGAAUCCCCUGGCAUACUUUGGCUUGCGUAAUACAUAAAGUAUAUAUUUGUAAUUUUCAUAGUAUAGUGGUUUGAAUAUGUUUGGUGCAGGGAGUGGCAUUAUUUGGAGGCGUACCCUUGGAGUAGGUGUAUCACUGUGGGCGUGGGCUUUAAGACCCUCUUCCUAGCUGCCUGGAAGCUAGUCUUUUCCUGGUUGCCUUUGGAUGAAGAUGUAGAACUCUCACCUCCUGCUGUACCAUGCCGGCCUGGAUGCUGCCAUGCUCAUGCCUUGAUGAUAGUGGACUGAACUUCUGAAUCUGUAAGCCAGCCCCAAUAAAAUGCUGUUUUUAUAAGAGUUGCCUUGAUCAUAGUGUCUGUUCUUAGCAGUAAAAAACAAACUAAGACACAUAGCCACAAGCAACUUCUGUAAAGAGUCAGCAUCUGAUCUCAUUUUGCAGGCUAGGCCUCAGUGCAGGUCAGAGCUGCCUCCUCCUUUUUGGUUGUAGCUAUGUAAUAUGUGGUAUGCUCCUUUGGUCUGAACUCAUGUCAGUUUUUUUUUUCUUUUAAAGAUUUAUUUAUUUAUUUUAUGCAUGAGUACACUGUAGCUAUCUCCAGACACACCAGAAGAGGGCAUCAGAUCCCAUUACAGAUGGUUAUGAGCCACCCUGUGGUUGCUGGGAAUUGAACGCAGAACCUCUGGAAGAGCAGUCAGUGCUCUUAACCACUGAGCCAUUUUUCCAGCCCCUCAUGUCAGUUCUUAUGAAACCUUCUGUAGGCUGUAAUAUUUGUUUGCUCUUUUACUUUAUAAGUGCAAAUACCCUGUUAUUUCCCAGAGUAAUGGAAUCACCUGAAAUUACUAUAAUUUCAAACAUGCUAAUGAUGAAUACUGAGCCUAAUCAAAGGACAGUAGGCAAAUUGUGAAGGGAGAUUUUAUUUCCUUGUUUCCCAAUGCACACACGCUCACUGAUAUGAAGGGGUGGGGACCACUUCCUAUUAUACAAUGGAACUUGCUGAAGUCACCAAGAGCUGUGUUGUGACUUGUUCUCCCAGCCAUGAAAACAAGAAUUCUUGUCAUACCCUUUAAGAUGAGGAAAAACAACAACUAAAAUAGUAUUUAUGAACCUGCUUGAGUUCUUCAGUGGGAAGAUGACAGGUCACCAAGACAAAGUGCUUAGAUAAUCACAAGUAGCUACUUGGUUCUCAAAGGCAGAGUGGAGUACAAGCUUUUCAUAGUCACAUUUGAAAUAACUGAUAAGAAGGUAUCUGAGUAUUGUCUAUUCCCAACUUACUUAAAAGCCUGGAAUUCUUUGGUAUACUUUGGCUUUCAUAAUUCAUGUAAAUUAAAUACGACAAGUCCAGCUGAGUAAGCAUAUUGGUUCAAAUAUUACUUGUAAGGAUAGAAAACAAAGUAGUGCCCUAAAAACUAAGCUGAUCAAAAAUAUAGGCAUUGUUUUUUUAACCAAAUCAAACCAAACAACAACAAAACAAGGUCUCACUGUGUACUUUAGUCUAGCCUAGAAUUCUUCACAUGACUCAGGGUUCAGACUCUCAGCAAUAAUUCUGGCUCAGCCUCCCCAGUGCAGAAAGUACCGAGCAGCCAUACAUAGACUUUCAUGAAGAUCAUCAUGAACUGAGCAAGCUGAAGUCCAUUUGCAAUCCCAGCACUUGGGUGGCAGAAACAGGAGAAUCUCACACUCAAGGGCAGCACACCAUUUUACCCUCCACCUACCCCAAAUCAUUCUGAAAGAAGGAGAAUCUAGGCAGGAGCAGGGAGGAGUGACAGGUGAGAGGACAGGAUAAAUAGGAAGUUUCAAAGGGGACUGAAGAGAGGAAAUGACUCAGCAAGGGGUCAGAGAGAGAAUUCCAGUUAGGCAAGCUGAACUGUUAGAGUGUAACUGGGAGAAUUUGUUAUCUAAAAGUUCUAGAGACUCAUUCCAGUGUUCUCAGGAGCAGUGGGCAGGAAGCACAAUGUUAACAGUGUAAAACAUCAUCUCAGCAGAGCAGAAAACUUUGCUAUUUGUUUCUGUUUCUUUGUUGAGACAGGGUUUCCUUGUGUAACAGUCCUGGCUAUUCUGGAACUGGCUUUGUAGACCAGGCUGGCCUCAAACUCAAAGAUCUGCCUGUCUCCACUUAAGACAGACAAUAGAAGAACAACAGUUAUCUUUUUGCAGGGUAGGUGGGGGGCAACCUUCCUGUGAGCUGAAGUGUGAAAUGAGAAAUAUAAAUGUGCAACUUGCUCUUUUGACAUAAUCACCAGCCAUGUGGGCUUCAGAUCCCUAAAAGCUUCCUUGUGUUCAUAAAAUAGGUACCCAGGAUGUAAGUUUUUCUGAGCUUUUUAUGUGUUCUUUCUUAAGGAAUGGGACUGCUUGAGCCAGCUGUAUGCUGAUUGUCAAUAACUCUUAGAUAACAGUACUAUUUCUUCAUAUAAAAAAAAAGAUGUAUUUACUUAUGUGAGUACACUGUUGCUCUCUCAGACACACCAGAAGAGAGCACUGUAUCCCAUUUCAGAUGGCUGUGAGUCACUGUGGUCGCUGGGAACUGAACUCAGGACGCCUAGGAGAGCAGUCAGUGCUCUUAACUGCUGAGCCAUCUCUCCAGCCUCAUUUCUUCAUUUACUAAAGACUACAUUUCAUAAAUAUGGUAAUAAGUGUAACAGAUCGAAUUAGUUCUUUAUAACACAGCAGACAUGACAAAAUAAAAUGUAUUUCUUUUUCUCUCUGAAGUUAUAUGAAGUCACUUAUAUGCUCCAAUGUGAAAAUUUGAAUAGGCUUUCAGAGUGAAAAUAAAAGUUUAAAAACAUAACCAAUUUUAUAUACUAUUUCUUGUAUAGCUGUAAGUACUGUGUAUUUUUCUUUUCAUUUGCUGUUACAUAGGUUAUUAGGUUUUUUGUUUUUUUUUUCCUUCUUCUUCUUUCCUUUUUUGGCUUUUCCAGACAGGGUUUCUCUGUUGUCCUGGCUGUCUGGGAACUCUGCAGACCAAGCUGGUCUGAAACGAAACCCAGAGAUCAGGUUGUCUACCUCUGCCUCCCGAGUGCUGGGAUUAAAGACAUGGUUCACCAAGCCCGGUAGCCAGGCUGUUACCUCAACUUACAGAAAGCCGGGCGUGGUGGCACGCCUCUCAUCCCAGCACUCGGGUGGCAGAGGCAGGCGGAUUUCUGAGUUCGAGGCCAGCCUGGUCUACAAAGUGAGUUCCAGUUCAGCCAGGGCUAUACAGAGAAACCCUGUCUCGAAAAAACCAAAAAAAGAACUUACAGAAAAAUGCACACUAUAGCACCUAAAAACUGACCCUUUGUGUAUGUAGUAUUUCAUUCUAAAACCAUUUAAUGAUGAAGAAAGAUAUCGUUGUGUUGAUUUAGUUCAUCUUAAGUUCUAUUUACAAUACUUUCAUUUUGUUUCGAUCAAAAUUUCUGCCACUAAUGACAAUAUCUGCGUUCAUUGACUUCUAAACAUCAGUCUCUUUGAAAGUUAUCGUUUGCCAUCCAACCCACUAUUCUCAAGAAUUCAAGAUAUCACAACUUCUUCAGGAAAAAAAAAAAAAAAAAAAAAAAAAAAAAAAAAAAAGCAAUAGCUCAAACACAGAGAAUCUCAGAAUAAUAAAGACUUAAGAAGUUACAACGGGCGGCCAGGAGCACCGAAGUGGGACCAAAGAAGCAGGUUGCGACGAAGCCCAGGAGCCAGUGAGAAAGUCCGGAAGAAUCUGGGCUAUUUGCCAAACGUAGACGUCUCCAGAAUCCUGCAGACUGACUGGUGCCACGAAACCAGAGGUCAAGUGAGUGACAGGCAGAAAAGAGGCCCGACCCUCUGGGACUGAGCAAAACACGCCAGGAAUUCUAGAGAAACGUCAGGAAUUCCAGGGCAGUACGGAGGACGCCUUGCACGCAGCUCCAGAGCCCAGGCCCUCAGCUGAGACCCACGCUGCCCCUAAGGAUACGUGCGUGAGGAAAACGACCCGGAAGCCCGACGCCCACGCGCUUCCCCAAAGUCAAGGCAGCAUCCAGAUUCCACAGGCGUAGAAAAGCUGGGGCCCGGCGCCCGAGUUGGGGCGGGGCCCAGGCCUUUCCCCGCCUCCCGAAGAGCGGUCCAUCCUCAGUGCGCCUGCGUGGGGUGAGGCCGGACUCUUUUUGGCUCUCCGGAGUGCGGCUUGCAGCGGCGUUCUCUACCCAGCGUGCCGUGCGCGAGCGGCGGCCCUCCGUCCCUCCUCCUCCUCCUCCGUCCCUCCUCCUCCUCCCGCCGCGGCCCCCCUCUCCCCCAAAGUGAGUGAGUGAGACGGGCAGAUGGAGGAGGUACCGUAAUGGCGGCGGCCGGCAGCUCCCUGCUCUGAUCCGCGGCAAGCACACGGCAACGACCCCCUCCCCGGCCGUCUCCCGGCCGGCCCCCCGCCCUGCGGUCGGCGCGGGGCCACCGUCCCGGCCCUCCCCGCAGCUGUCGGCGUCUGGCACUGCGCCCCGGCCGGGGCCCCACACACAAUGGACGAGCUGGCCGGAGGCGGCGGCGGCGGCCAGGGGAUGGCAGCCCCUCCCCGGCCGCAGCAGGGACCCGGGGGGAACCUGAGCCUGCCGCCGGGAGCGAACGGAGCGCCGGGCGGCGGGGGUCCUCCGGCCGCCGAGGCGGCGGGGCCCCCGGCAGGCCCGGAGCUGUCCCGGCCGCAACAGUACACGAUCCCGGGGAUCCUACACUACAUCCAGCACGAGUGGGCUCGCUUCGAGAUGGAGCGGGCGCACUGGGAGGUGGAGCGGGCCGAGCUGCAGGCACGGAUUGCAUUUUUACAAGGAGAAAGGAAAGGUCAAGAGAAUUUGAAGAAGGAUUUAGUGAGAAGAAUAAAGAUGUUAGAGUAUGCAUUAAAACAAGAAAGGGCAAAGUAUCACAAAUUAAAAUAUGGCACAGAACUGAACCAAGGUGAUUUGAAAAUGCCCACCUUUGAAUCAGAGGAAACCAAAGAUGUGGAGGCUCCUCCAGCACCUCAGAAUAGUCAACUAACAUGGAAGCAAGGCAGACAGCUAUUAAGACAGUAUCUUCAGGAAGUAGGAUACACAGAUACAAUAUUAGAUGUACGAUCUCAACGGGUAAGGUCAUUACUUGGACUGUCUAAUUCAGAGCCAAAUGGAUCUGUAGAAGCAAAGAAUUUAGAACAGAUCUUGAAUGGUGGUGAAUCUCCUAAGCAAAAAGGACAAGAAAUCAAAAGGCCCCCUGGUGAUGUUCUCGAGACAUUCAAUUUCUUAGAAAAUGCUGAUGACAGUGAUGAAGAAGAAAAUGACAUGAUUGAGGGCAUCCCAGAAGGAAAAGACAAACUUCGGAUCCAUAAGCACAAAAUAGGUAAUGAAGGUUUAGCUGCUGACUUAACUGAUGAUCCAGAUACUGAGGAAGCACUGAAAGAAUUCGACUUUUUAGUGACUGCAGAAGAUGGUGAAGGGGCUGGUGAAGCACGGAGUUCAGGGGAUGGUACAGAAUGGGAUCUUUUUAAAGCGAGAAUCAUUCAUUUUUAUUCAUACCCAUCGUUUAAUUUUAGGAAAAAAAACAAGGUUUCCAUAAUUGAUUCAACUUCAUUUCUUGGUAUUCCUGCCUCUUCCCUUUUGCUCUUACCUAUUUCUUAUAAGCAAUAUCAAACCAUCUGUUGCUUACCAGAUAAAGAUGACCUCUCCCCAACUGCUGAGGUUUGGGAUGUAGACCAGGGGCUAAUAAGUAAACUGAAGGAACAGUACAAGAAGGAGCGAAAGGGGAAGAAAGGGGUGAAGAGGGUCAACAGGACAAACCUCUGCGACAUGAUAACUGAUCUGGGAGAUGAUGAGCUGCCCCACAUCCCUUCAGGAAUCAUUAAUCAGUCUAGGUCAGCUUCUACUAGAAUGGCUGAUCAUGAAGGUGCAAGAGCAGAGGAAGCUGAACCAAUAACGUUUCCAUCUGGAGGAGGCAAGUCAUUUAUUAUGGGUUCUGAUGAUGUUUUGUUAAGUGUACUGGGCCUUGGAGACCUUGCAGACUUGACGGUAACAAAUGAUGCAGACUAUAGUUAUGAUUUGCCUGCCAAUAAAGAUGCCUUUCGAAAGACUUGGAACCCCAAAUACACACUACGUAGUCAUUUUGAUGGUGUGAGAGCAUUAGCUUUUCAUCCUGUAGAGCCUGUGCUCGUUACUGCCUCUGAGGACCACACCCUGAAACUUUGGAACCUGCAAAAGACAGUUCCUGCCAAAAAGAGUGCCUCUUUAGAUGUAGAACCUAUCUACACAUUUAGGGCCCACAUUGGCCCUGUCCUGUCAUUAGCUAUUAGUUCUAAUGGAGAACAGUGUUUUAGUGGUGGCAUUGAUGCAACCAUUCAGUGGUGGAAUAUGCCUAGUCCUAAUGUGGAUCCCUAUGAUACAUAUGAGUCAAACGUUCUAGCUGGCACUUUAGUUGCUCAUACAGAUGCAGUCUGGGGUCUUGCCUAUAGUGGCAUAAAAAACCAAUUACUCUCUUGCUCAGCAGAUGGCACUAUUAGGUUAUGGAACCCACAAGAAAAGCUGCCAUGUGUUUGCACUUACAAUGGAGACAAGGAACAUGGAAUACCUACAUCAGUUGAUUUUAUAGGCUGUGAUCCAGCCCAUAUGGUUACGUCUUUCAACACUGGUAGUGCGGUAAUUUAUGAUUUAGAAACAUCACAGUCAUUAGUGAUGCUUUCCUCACAGGUAGAUUCUGGUUUACAAUCUAGUAAUCACAUUAACAGAGUAGUAAGUCACCCUACACUUCCUGUUACAAUAACUGCUCAUGAAGACAGACACAUCAAGUUUUUUGACAAUAAAACGGGUAAAAUGAUCCAUUCUAUGGUAGCUCAUUUGGAUGCUGUUACAAGUUUAGCAGUAGAUCCCAAUGGAAUCUAUUUGAUGUCUGGAAGCCAUGACUGUUCCAUUAGACUAUGGAAUUUGGACAGUAAGACAUGUGUACAAGAAAUAACAGCUCAUAGGAAGAAAUUGGAUGAGUCAAUUUAUGAUGUUGCUUUCCAUCCAUCAAAGGCAUAUAUCGCCAGUGCAGGAGCUGAUGCUCUUGCCAAAGUAUUUGUGUGAACCAACAUAGACUCGCAUCUUAGAAAAAAAAGAUUUACUUGGUCAGAAAGGGGGUCUGCAUCACUGCCAUCAUGAAGGUUCCUGACAUGACACUACAUGUGAUCUGCCUGGUGAUUGGGGCAGGCAGAAAUUGGGAAUCACAUCCUAAUGUCAGGUUUAUUAGUUUAAGUGUAAUUAACUGUAUUUUGUGGGACAGAAAGAAAAAGGACUCCAGUAUCUGUGCCCUAUACUGGAUAUGAACUGAGCGGUUUUUGUUUUUGUUUUUUAAGGUGUUUAAGCCAAUGUGGAGUCUGCUCUUAGGGGGAAGGACUUUUUGUUGGACUCUGUGUGCUGCCUUAGGGUUAGGAAUGUGGUGCUCUGGUGGGGAAGCAAGCUCCAAGAGUAGCUUUGUUCAUCUCUUAGUGAUCUUAUGUUCAUCAGUGAAUGCCACAGAUUCCCUUUUAAAGUUAUUUUGCUUUAAAAAAAAAAAAAGAAAAAAGAAAAAAGAAAGAAAAGAAAAUUUAACUUAAAAUAUUUUAGCAUUAGUUGCACAAAAUGUUUGGAUAAAAUUCUAGUUUUUAUAAGUCUUUUUAUAUAUUUAGCCUGUCACAACAGUGCUCAAGAUCAUAUUGAUGUUUUUUCUGCAUUAUACAACCCUAAAACACAGAGAUCUCACUAACCUGCCACCUAUAACCACUUUCUUUCCUCCUUUUACCUAAUACAGCUCAGCUAAGUCCUUCAUAAAGAUGAUAAACCAAUCACCUUUGUCUACAUGUCUUCAUGAACCAAGGACUAUUAAGUGUAUUAAAACAAAGCUGUGGAGUUUAGUACUCCAAAGGAACUCUUUAAAAACUAAUCUUGACAUCCUAUCACUAUGUGAUAUUUUGUACAUCUUACUGUAUUUACAAGUUUAUUUAUCAAGGAUUAUCCAUCUUGCUAAUAGCCUAUUAUUUAUUUUACUUUUUGUUGGUCUUUAUAUCCUUUUAUUAAUGUGCUAAAGGAACCUGUAUAUCUAUUUUGGAACUCUUUGAAAAGUCUAAAAUAGACUAAAAAUGGAAUAUUUUAUAGUUAAGUUACAAACCAAGAUGUUUCUCCCCAAGAUUCUUGAUUUACCAUGAUUCCAAAACAAAUGAACUAGUUAGAAAAUUGGAGAAUAUUUUAUUACCAUUACAAAUAAGAUAUUAAAAAAAAGUUGAAUCAGGACACAGAAGUCUGCUGGAUUUGGACUCACAGUCUCCCUGUUUUACUUUUUAGAUGUGCUUACUUUUAUGGUGUAACUGAAGAUUUUCUUUGUGUAAUGCAUGAUUAAGACAAUAAAGUAUUUUUUCUAGUCUUCCAAAAGCCUUUUCUGAUCAGUUUGCGAGUUUUGAUGAGUUUUGUAAGGUUUUUGUUUUACAGACUAUGAAUCAGCAGAUUUUUAAGAUUGUACCCCAGAGCAAACAUAGAGCUGUUGAAAAAUAAUGUAUAUAAAAUACAUAUAAUAAAUAUUAAAUUGUGUACCUGUA
Messenger RNA from Mus musculus (house mouse), 9502 nucleotides. It is a transcript of the gene Strn3, whose product is annotated as striatin, calmodulin binding protein 3. NCBI's taxonomy places the organism in Eukaryota, Metazoa, Chordata, Mammalia, Rodentia, Muridae. The transcript is spliced from 20 exons. Bases 5457 to 8018 code for a protein of 853 amino acids. Gene Ontology annotation, cellular component: membrane; cytoplasm. The record is from RefSeq and is a predicted model, not a curated record.